UAUCCUUGUAAUAAAGCUUGCCCGAAUUAAAUUAGCUACGGCGAUCUUCCCUAGCCCCAGCAACUCCUCUUUCCAUUUCCGUUAGCUCAAUUCUACUGUUCACAGAAACCUCUGAGAAAGACGUAUCAAUUACACGCGCCCCACAAUCAAAUUCCAACACUUAUAAUAUCAGAUUAGGGUUCUUUACAUUAACAAAAUUUAAUUAAACCGAUAUACGAAAUUACGAUUGAAAGAUUUUCAUCAUCACUACCAUUAGGGUUUUUGUUAUGAUCGGAUUGGUUUCAAUCCGGCACGUGUUAGAUUCGAGCAAGCUUGUGAUUGUACGGAAGUAUUCGUGUUUCUGCCGUUGAAAAAAAUUGGUUAUGGAUUCAGACGAGGGCGGAGGAAAUAAGCGCGUGUUCCAGCGGUUGGGAGUUGGGCCUUCAACGAGCGACACAAAGCAGAAAGUUUGUUACCAUUGGCGGGCAGGAAAGUGUAACAGAUUUCCAUGUCCAUUCUUGCACAGAGAAUUGCCGCUUCCGCCGCACACGAUGGGGCCAGCCAACGGAACCCCAACGAAGCGGUUUGCGAAUUCGUCGUGGGGUCGGGUUGCGAAUAAUAAUCGGGUGGUGAGGAAGACAGAGAAAAUAUGUACUUAUUGGGUUGAAGGGAAGUGUGGUUAUGGAGAGAAGUGUAGGUUUUUGCAUUCCUGGUUUCUGGGUGAGGGUUUCAGGCUGUUGACGCAGCUUGAAGGCCACCAGAAGGUUGUGAGUGGAAUUGCGUUGCCUUCCGGAUCCGAUAAGCUUUAUUCAGGAAGUCAAGAUGAGACUGUGAGGGUUUGGGAUUGUGCGUCUGGUCAGUGUCUGGGUGUGGUUAAUCUAGGUGGUGAAGUUGGCUGUAUGAUUAAUGAAGGUCCUUGGAUGUUUGUGGGUCUACCAAAUAUUGUCAAGGCAUGGAAUACCCAAACUAAUACUGAUCUCAGUCUUGGUGGACCUGUAGGACAAGUUUAUGCUAUGGCGGUGGGGAAUGAUUUGCUCCUAGCUGGUACACAGGACGGGUCUAUAUUGGCAUGGAAAUUUAAUGCUGCUGCCAAUGGCUUUGAACCGGCGGCAUCACUCAAAAGUCACAAUCUUGCAGUUGUAUCAUUAGUGGUUGGAGCUAAUAGACUUUACUCUGGUUCUAUGGACAAUUCUAUAAAAGUCUGGAGUCUUGGAACUUUGCAGUGCAUACAAACUUUAAGUGAGCAUACUUCAGUUGUCAUGUCCCUUCUUUGUUGGGAUCAGUUUCUCUUAUCAUGCUCAUUGGACAAAACAAUAAAGGUGUGGGUUGCCACAGAAAGUGGAAACUUGGAAGUGACAUAUACUCACAAUGAAGAAUAUGGGUUGCUUACCAUGUGUGGAAUGCCUGAUUCAGAAGGCAAGCCAGUCUUGUUGUGCUCUUGCAAUGACAACUCCGUUCGCCUCUAUGAUUUACCAUCGUUUUCUGAAAGGGGUAAAAUUUUUGCCAAGCAGGAGAUUCGAUCCAUUCAAGUAGGUCCUGGUGGUCUGUUUUUCACUGGUGAUGGAACUGGUCAAGUGAAAGUGUGGCAAUGGUGGAAUGGACCAGCUGCCUCAGCUUGAUGGCCUGUGAAAUUAUAUUUGCAGUGAUGUAUUUUUAAUCUUCAUUAUUUUAUAUCAUUUUGUUUUAUAUUUUAGGUUUUCUUUUGAUAUUUAAGUUUGCGGGAGUAAUUAUAAGUUGAGAUGCCAUUUAUGUCAUCCUAGUUGUUGAAGUUUAGCAGCAAUGGUAGACACCUUAUCACCUUACAACUGUCAUUUUUCUUAGGUAGCUGUCAUAAGUUGUAACAGUUAACAGUUCCAAAACUCUACAUUACGUAUAGCAUUUCCAGCCUUUCAUCAAAUAUGCAAGUAGUUUUUUCUAAGUUGCCUUGAAUUUUCAAAGUCUUCCUCUGGUUAUAUCCAUCACCUGUAUGCUACAAUUUGUAAUGUAAUGAUAGCCUAAUGAAUGCAACAAUUUGAGUCGUUAUGUUGUGGUAUUUGCCAACGCCUUACCAUUAUAAGGCCAAUGGGAGGUUGGGAGGGUCUUUUAUGUUUUCAUUUAUGUAUAACAAACGUUGAAUAUUGCUCUUCUUUUUUCUUUUCUGGUAAUUUGAUCUAGUAGCUAAAGUUCA
Molecule: messenger RNA, 2146 nt
Organism: Mangifera indica (mango)
Lineage: Eukaryota; Viridiplantae; Streptophyta; Magnoliopsida; Sapindales; Anacardiaceae
Product: zinc finger CCCH domain-containing protein 48-like
Exons: 9
Coding region: 363-1598 (411 amino acids)
Molecular function (GO): protein binding; metal ion binding
Source: RefSeq, a predicted model, not a curated record